AUGAACAGGGUAAAAGUUCUGCAGGUGUGUGCGUUUUUGCUGAUUCUGGCUCAGCUUUUGGUUUCUGGUGCGGUUCCUCUGGACUGUAAGGAUGACGCUGGAUCUCGAUGUGCUUCGAUUUCUCAGGAAAAGCUUCUGGAUCGAGUGAUUCAGCAUGCUGAGCUCAUUUACCGCGUCUCUGAGGAGUGCUGCACUCUGUUUGAGGAUAUGUUCGUCCCGUAUCCACUGCAUGUGUUGAUCAACCAGGCCGGAAACACCUGCCACAGCAAACACAUCCCCAUCCCGACAUCCAAGAGUGAGAUUCAGCAGAUAUCGGACUCAUGGCUGCUUCACUCAGUGCUCUUCCUGGUUCAGUCGUGGAUGGAGCCGCUGCUGUAUCUGCAGACGACUCUGGACCAAUACGAUGAUGCUCCCAAUGCUCUGCUCAGCAAAACCAAGUGGGUUUCUGACAAACUGCUGAGCCUGGAGCAGGGGGUGGUGGUGCUCAUACGCAAGAUGCUGGACGAGGGAAUCAUGGCGUCCUCCCCCAUCUUCGAUCACACCCAGAGCCCGUAUGAUGGUCAGUUCCCGGAGGUGCUGGAGUCUGUGAUCAGGGAUUAUCAUCUUCUCACCUGCUUCAAGAAAGACACACACAAGGUGGAGACCUUCCUGAAGCUGCUCAAGUGCAGACAGAGUAACAAACUCAGCUGCCUGCCUCAAUAA
Danio aesculapii is the source of this 702-nucleotide messenger RNA. It is a transcript of the gene smtla, whose product is annotated as somatolactin alpha. The record is from RefSeq and is a predicted model, not a curated record. NCBI's taxonomy places the organism in Eukaryota, Metazoa, Chordata, Actinopteri, Cypriniformes, Danionidae. The coding region runs from base 1 to 702 and encodes 233 amino acids. The transcript is spliced from 5 exons. Gene Ontology annotation, molecular function: growth hormone activity; growth hormone receptor binding. Gene Ontology annotation, biological process: response to nutrient levels; positive regulation of tyrosine phosphorylation of STAT protein; animal organ development. Gene Ontology annotation, cellular component: extracellular region.